Scomber japonicus (chub mackerel) is the source of this 9016-nucleotide messenger RNA. RefSeq names its product pleckstrin homology domain containing, family A member 6 (gene plekha6). Bases 1 to 5268 code for a protein of 1755 amino acids. Gene Ontology annotation, biological process: DNA integration. The transcript has 27 exons. The record is from RefSeq and is a predicted model, not a curated record. NCBI's taxonomy places the organism in Eukaryota, Metazoa, Chordata, Actinopteri, Scombriformes, Scombridae. Gene Ontology annotation, molecular function: nucleic acid binding.
AUGGCUGGAAACGUGCCUGCGCCUCCGAUGUUUUUGCCGUGCCCGGGAGAGCCGUCGACACCCUUCAACAAUUACCUGCUGGUAAUUAAUGCAACGAGAAACGCUUGGCCUGAAGCUCGCAGGAGAGCUACAUUACUCCACUGUCUCGGAGCAGAGGGACAACGGACUUUCUACUCGUUACCAGAUACAGGUGACACCUUUGACUCUGCUGUCGCUGCUCUAGAGAAACACUAUACACCCAAAGUAAAUGUUGUUGUGGAACGACAUGCCUUCAGACAGCGAAGACAAGCACCUCAUGAGACUAUUGCACAAUUCCGCAGAGUUCCUUACGGUCUUGCGUCUGCUCCCUCAGCCUUCCAGAAAAUGAUGGCUGAAAUCCUCAACGGCCUCCCAGGUGUUCAAAAUUAUUUGGAUGACCUCAUCGUCUAUGGCAACACCCUUGUUGAGCAUGACCAGAACCUCAACACUGUCCUCCAAAAGCUGAAGGAGGCUGGACUGGUGCUCAAUGAGAACAAGUGUCACUUCAGGAAGACCUCCCUACGCUUCCUAGGCCAUACCAUUACCGCAGAUGGCAUCCUUCCUGACCAAGAGCAUAUUAAUGCCGUCUUGAAAGCCCCUCCCCCAUUUGAUGCUGUUGCCCUGAGAUCAUUUCUGGGCCUAGUAUCCUGGUACUCAAAGUUUCUGCCUAACUUUGCGACAGUUGUGGCUCCUAUGCGUGCCUGUGCCAGUGAUAAAGACACAUUCACAUGGACCCCUGCAGCACAAAACAGCUUUGAGGAAGUCAAGCAUCUUCUCGUGAACAGUCCUGCACUUGCUCUUUUCGACCCUUCUCUGCGACCUGUGAUCUCCACAGAUAUAAGUGACUACGGACUUGGAGCUGUCUUUGCACAAGUGCAGCGUGAUGGCACAGAAAAAACACCAGGCAUUGACAACACUGCUCAGCACAAAAGGAAUCGGUCGGGCUGGAAUGCCCGCUGGUCUGCACGACUGCUCUGUUUUGACUAUGAUAUUGUCUAUCGACCAGGCUCCCAGAACUACACGGCUGAUUGCCUGUCACGUCUUCCCUUGCCUGUGCCUUCUGACUCUAUUCCAAAUGCAGAACCCGAGAUGGUGGCACAGAUUUCUGCUACCCUGAGCUCCCUUCCAGUGGCCGACUUUGACUCUGCUUGUCCUGAACUGUCCGCCCUGCGCUCACAAAUUGAGAUUCCACUGCCUGAUGGGCCAUGGAAGAAACUUGGCAUUGACAUUGUUGGACCCUUUGAUACAGCAGUUCCUGCUUGCAGGUAUGCCAUCACACUGACAGACUAUUACUCUAAUUGGCUUGAGCUGGCCUUUUCACGUACUGCCACUACUGCAGAUGUUAUUCACCUCCUGAUCUCUGUAUUCUGCCGUCAUGUCUACUAUCCUGCUGCUAACGGAGCUGUUGAGAGAUUCCAUCGUGCUCUGAGAAGCUGCAUUCAAACCGCCAUUCAACAGUCACAACCAUGGAAAGAGAUUGUUAUGAACUGGCUCCAGGUGUAUCGUGCAACGCCACAUGCUGCAACUUCAACCUCACCAUAUGAACUCCUCUAUGGUAGGAAGAUGCGCACCAAACUGGAUAUUCUUCCCCUGCCGUCUGCCAUGUCUCCGCUGGAUGUUUCUGCUCGUCAUGCAGUUCAGAGACAUCAGGAAAAUAUGCAGCAUUACACUGAUGCUAAACGUGGCGCACGCAUGCCUUCUUUCCGAGAAGGAGACAGAGUGAGGAUAAGGAAGCCUCAUCAUGUCCCUAAAGCUCAUCCCAGAUUCACUUCCCCUGCAACUGUGAGGAAGAGAAUAGGUCCAAACUCCUUCUUACUGAGUGAUGGAAAGACUUGGAAUGCUGCACAUCUUGCCCCCACUCCUCCAUUGGUUGGACAAGACUGUGACACAUCUGGACUGCUACACACAGGUGUUAGUCAUUCCCCCUCUCACAAACAGCAACGUGUCAAACACAAGCCCAAGUGGCAUAAGGACUAUGUUACUCUCGCUCUCGCUCUCUCACCCACCCACAUAACCACACACAAACACACACACACACACACUCAGUCAGCGGCAGAGCAUGUGUCGGUGCAGAUCUGUGUUCGGGAAAUAAGAGAUGAGAAAGAGGACACAGUGUUAGGAAGUUUGCCGCUGCUCAGUUUCCAGAUUGGGGGAGUGGACCCUUCGGAUAAUAUCACCCGCAAGUUUGCCUUUAAGGUGUGGUUGGAGGAGGAGGAGGGUGAGGAUGGAGAGUUAAAGGGUCCAGUUGUGUUUUGCAUGCAGGCGGAGCACGCAGGAACCAGGACUUACUACUUCAGCUCAGACAGCCAUGAGGAGCAAGAGGAGUGGAUCAGAGCCAUGACUGAGGCUGCAGAGGUCACCGUUAAGCCAACACAGAGAACAAGCUCAGACAGCACAGUUCUCAACCAAACCCUGCUGACCCGGGCACCUGACCCCCAAACACAACAGCUUCCACAGCCACACACACACAACCAAACUGAUAGUGAUGCCCCCCUCCACCUUAAGAUCAAUGGGGUAGACAACCUGGAUACACCUCCACCCUCAACCCCUUGCUCUGAUCAGGAGGGAAAGAAGAACGAUGGGAGAAAGGGAGAAGGUGGAGGAGAAGAUGAAGGUGGAGGACCUGGUUCAUGCUACCCCGCUCUGUCAAACCACCACCCAAAUGGCUGGGGCCACUACGGCCCUCCCAACACCAUGCCCCACAAAAGCAACAGCAAACCCCCUCUAUCGAGGAGUCACAGUGGACAUCACACCCCUCAGGGACAUCCUGAAGCACUCAACCCCAGAGAGCAGCAGGAGAACGUGGUGUUGAGAAGGGGCUUUGUUCCCAGGACAGCUCCAGAGAGGGUGGCUCAGAGAAAGAGCUCCAUGGCUCAGCUGCAGCAGUGGGUCAACCAGCGGCGCGGCGUGGCCUCCCAGGAAGACAUCAACAGCCCAUCUCGUUAUUACCCAGUGAAUCGAGGGGUCUCAUCUGACUACUAUGGCUACCUUGGUGGUCCCCACUAUGUGGAGGAGUACCCUCUCUACCAGCCAGGGGUCCGACCUGAUAGCAUCUGCUCUGUUUCUGCUGUGGGAGGAUACGACCGCCGUUGGACUGUUGAGGAGAAGCGCCGCUCCCUGAGGGACGGACCCCACCAGAUGUAUGGACAUCCAAUGUCCAGGGAUACAUGGGGGCCACAGUACUAUGGAGGAAUGGACACCAACAUGAGGCGUCUGUCCAUCCAGCCACGCUCAAGGUCUGUGCCCAGGUCACCGUCCUCGUCAUCCGGGGGUCCCUACUCACCGGUGCCACCUAACUUUGCCUCACCAGCUCGAUCGCCAUCUGCCCACUUCGAUAGGUUUCCAGGAAGGAUGAGAGACGACGCCAUCUAUGCUGAUCCAUCCAUCUACAGCCUGAGGAGAUCUCUCAGCUCAUCAAAAUAUGACUACCCUGGUGAUAGGAGGUCCUUAAGCCAAGGAUUAUACCACUACAACUACCCUGUAUCCCCUUCCAUCCACAAUAAAAUGGAGGACAUAUUAGACCUUCAGCUCCAGCGUAACCUGGACUACCUAGACCAGCAGGUGCCUCCUUUUCAUGAUGUCUAUAGCAGAGAGUUACACCCCACGCUGAAGCUCAAUGAGAUUGAAACCAGUAAACUCUUGGGUCGACUGUGUGAGCAGAACAGAAUUUUGAAAGACCAUGAGGCUGUUGUCCACAGAUUGAGAAUGGACAAGGAUAGCCUAGAGGAGGCACUGGUGGCAACUCAUCAGGAGAUGGAGCUGUACCAUAACCAGCCUCUGGCCAUGGAAAAGCUGCAGUUCAAAAAGGAAACAUUACAGAACAAGCUCAUCAACAUCAGAGGAGAGCUCUCCCAGGCCUCCAGUGCUUUAACCACCACUCGCAUGGAAUUUGAAGCAUUAGAGGAUGAGGCCAAUGCCAUCCAUGGAGAUCUAUGGGAGCAGCUUAAUGCAGGAGUGCAGAGCGAACUGGUUCGAAGGCACAUCCAGAAAGAGUUUUGGAGAGUCCAGGAUGUGUUAGAAGGAUUGCACAAGAAUAAGUCCUCCAGAGGCACUGACACAGCCAAGCACAGAGUGGCCAGUGGUGCAUCAGGAUCCUUUAGCACAAAUAGUCCUGCCAGUCCCCUGAGCUCAGUAAGCCUCACCAGCCCACUCAGCCCCUUCUCCCCAGUGCCCGGCUCCCAGGGCUCCCCCACCAAACAGCUGGGCCCGGAGGAAAGUGUUCCCCCAAGACCUCCCCUCCCUAAGUCCUAUUACCCUUUGGAUCCUUCCCCCACCUUCCCUCCCUCCACCCCCCCCCUGCCCUUUGACAGCACCGCCUGGCUACGCAGCUUGGGCAUCGAUGAUGGUAACCUUGAUGAUGAAGAUUCUCACAUCAGAAAGUCCAGGUUUGGAGAACAGAACAAUAGCAGUGAUAUGCAGGACCAGGUCCAGGACAGGCAUUCCAACAUGAAUAAAGUUGGCAUUGUUCCUCCAAGAACCAAAUCACCUGCUGAUGAAUCAUACAGCACUGCUGGAGUUUCCCGGCCUAACAGCAGAUUGCCUAAUGGAAUUUCUAGGGAGCGUCCAAAAAGCGCUGUGUUUCCUACAGACGUGAAGUCAAAGAUGAGUGUGGAGGAGCAGAAUGAGCGAAUCCGUCGCAACCAGAGCAGCUCUGUGAGGGACAAGAGGCGGAGCCUAAACCUAUCAGGCAGUCAGUCUACAGCCAACUACAAAGUGGUUCGUAGGCGUCUGACAGCUCAUGAGAUAGACAUCAAAGACUUAGAGGCAGCGGUUCGAGGCCCGGGGCUGGAGUCUCCUCGGGAGGAAAUUGCUCGGCUGAGACGGUUAGAGGUUGAACCAGAACACUUUGACCUGGACAUCAACAAAGCGCUGAUGGCUCCUGACAAGGUUCUGAUCCCAGAGCGCUACCUGGAUGAAGAUGAUAACUCUCCUCUGAGCCCAGAGGAGCAGAAGGAGAAGCAGAAAAAACUGGAACGGAUCAAGACCCUCAUUGCCAAAUCAAAUUUGCAGAACAUGGUUCCUCUCCUGGAUGGCCCAGUGGAGGGUGGAGCCCCAGUGAGCUCCCAGCAACAGUUGCAGGAACAGGAGAAGCGUAUUGAGAUCUCCUGUGCUCUGGCUGCUGAGGCCUCACGUCGUAGCCGCUUUCUCUCUGCCCAGUGCGCCCACAGUCCCCCCACCUCCCCGACCAGCCUGGCCCCUCCCCCUUCCACUGCUGACUUCCCCAACUCCGCCCACAUCAUGAAGGUGUGAGUCUGAGCAGUUCAAGCCCUGGCUGCUGUCAAGUUCGAUGGAGCAUCUUUCUGAGGAUUCACUGAACAAGCUGAGCAACGAAGAUUGCCUGACUUUUCAUUUUUUUAGUAGCUAAACUGAUACAACAAAGGCACGGAUAUCUGUCAAAGGAGGUCAUUAGAGGAAAGUGCAAAUUUGCAUACCACAUUAACACUACGAAGUCUUAAAAGCUCACUUCCCCAAACUUCAAUUCAUUCAACCCACCACUGUCUUCUAACAUGUGUGUGUGUGUCUGGAGGCACAGAGGAAUGCUCCACUACUCUUACCUGCUUCAAGAGGUGGAAUAGUUCUUUAUCAUUUAGCUCAGGACAUAUUCUACAAAGUACAGAUUAUUGAUGAACUAUGAUGAGGACGAUGAGAUGUUUUACACUCACUGUUUGAUAUGGAUCUGUUCACAAGGAGAAACUACAUAUGAGAGGCCAACACCGGAGAUGAACCACGAGAAAAGCUGCAGAUAAAUGAAGAGAGGUAUUGAUGCAGUCAGAUGAACGUGACUGAAGGAACAUGCUUCUGGACAUUAAAAGCCAGAGAAGAACGUUUAUUAUCCAUAAAUCUCCAUAUCUACCAUAGUAAGCCCCCAGUGACCCCUCACCCAGUGAGGAGCAGUACUCGAUGACAGACUGAUUUUGGGUAUUUUCCCACAAUGACACAUGCUCCCAGACCGAAACAAGAGAGAAGCCUCUCACCCUUUGUGAAAAGCUGAGCGAUCUCUUUCUGAACUCACUGUGAUGCCUGUUUUACCAAAACCUCCCUUCCAUAGCCUGCUCCAAUCCAUUCAGUCUGAUCACAAAUCAGUCACAUUCAUAUGCAAACAUUAACAUUCCAUACAUUUUUAGGGAGCAAGUAGAAUCGCCUGGAGUAUACUUAAUUUUAAUAUGUCAUCCAUUUUUCAAACCAAACACAAGAACACAUAAGCAAGAUGAAGAGCAUUUCAUGAACCACGACUCGUCCUACAAAGCUGCUAACUACAGCUAUAUAGUGAAAUCAGAAUAUGACAUAUGUGACACACAGUGUUUCCUUGUAUCCCUCACCCUGUCUCAUAUUUGCUGUCAUGCUCAGUAUUUUUCAUUCAACUGCUGUAGGAUCAGACAGUAUACUCCCAGACCUUAGAGAUGCACAGUUUUAAUACCACUCUCUUUCUUUCUGUCCCAUUAAUAAUGCUAUUGUCAUACUGCUGUCAGAGAUGGAACUGGUGUAACAGCCCUGUCAGAUUGCUCAAGCUGAAAUAUUUUCUUUUAGUUAAAUAAAGGUAAUGUUGUGCUACCUGCAUGGUUGAGGGUUGUUAAACCCAAGACACACUCACUUUGGUUGGACAUGCAAAUAUUAUUUUGUUCAGUCUAAAGUGGGCUUUCCCCAUUUUCAUCAGUCCAUCACUGAAAUGAGCAUAACACCAGCAGUGGAAUGUGUACUUGGGUUGACCAUGCAUAUUUCAACUUUUUAAAAAAAACACUAGAAGGAAGUGACACAAUCCUGCGUUCUGGAUAUAAAGAAGCAUCUGUAUGAGGCAGCAACAAAGCCAAAAAGGAGAAACAGAAAUUGCUCAAAGUCAAAGGUAAGUUCAGAAGCUUUUUCUGUGCUCAACCUACAGCAUGUGCUCAUGGCGACUACAGUUUGGUACUUAUGGUAAGGUUUCAGUAAAGUCUCUAACUUGCCUAACCAUCUUUGCAUAACGUUGAUGGUCAUUUGGUGGUUAGACAAUAAAAAUGUAAGCACACACUGCUGGUGGGAAGCAGAGAGCCAUCCACAAACCUUCACACCAUCACUGUACAUUGGUCUAUGGAAACAUAGCAUGUCUGAGCUGUUUUGGUACAGAACACUGGCACUGAGUAUAAUUCUCUAAUUCAGUAUAGUUGCAUAUGACUGUAAUUCAUAUGAGUUGCAACCUGAAGCGUUACCUCACAGCAUUUGGUGAUGGUGUCACAUUUGGAUAAAUCAUCACAUUGCUCAAGAAAUUACCCCAGUGAUUGUCUACAGAUAUAGGUUUAAGUAUGUUGGUUUUAUCUUUAUAAAUGGUAAGCUGUAUGUGGAAAGUGAAAAUAGAAGUGACCUUAGAUGUGUAACUGUCUGUGUAGAGAAGCUAGCUAAUGAUACAUUCGUUUGAGAAGAAAUAUAAUGGGAAAUCCUGUCAUGUAACAUAUUCCAGCAAGACUUGUCAUGACUUGACAUGUCAUCAUGCAGUGCCAUAGAAUGAAACAUGUCUCUGUGUUUGUUGUGAUCAAUAGACAUAUUCAUGUAAAGGAGUUUGAAUCUGGAGGAAAUGUAAUGAUUGAUGCUACCACUGGAGGGUGCCAAAGUUAAUGUUCUAAAUCUGAACAUAGUGGCUCAGUGGCAUCGUGAUGAAACUCCAAAAUGACCAAAAUGAUAUUGGUAAAUAAAACAUUUUAAAAUUAAAAUAAAACAAUGUUUAAAUUAGCCAUUUAUCAUUUAUUGGGUUAGGGUUAUUUCUCAGUGACAUUUUUUUCUUAAUACUCUUUUUUAAAACUGAAGAAAGGGUAACCUAAAUCAAAAUAAUGAAAUCCCAUUUCAUAUUUGUCAGUAUUGGCUUCUCAGUUAAACAGAACAAGUGGAAAGUGGGGACUUUGAUCUGCUGGUAUUUUAGAGCAGUGACUGCUUCUACCAAUGUCUUUCAUAUGUCAUGCUAAAGUCACUGCUAUCUCUAUCAUAAAAAAGUGUUUUAACUUUUUGUGAUAUAAGAUCUUGUUCUCAGUCUCUUCAUUGCAAAAUCCACCAAGGUGGAACUGUGUAACCCCAUCCACACCCCUCCUGUCUGUCAUGUUUAUCACUGUUCAUCAUGCUUGUGUUGCUUACACACUUCAAUGUUCAGGUGACCUGUCUUUACAGAAAGCUGUAUGUACUCAGAUUUAGAGACGAUAUGUUGCAGAAAAUGAAAUAAUGAAAUUCUAUACUGAAAGCAGUUAACACUUUUCACUAAGCAAAAACAAACGAGGAUUUAAGAGAAUACUUCUAUUUUUUCUUGUUUUCAGUUUUUUUUUUUUAGAAAGGGAAUACAUUCAAAAGAGGCAGUACAUAUUUUUUUAGAUGCAUGGUUAUUCAAUGACAAGUUGACAGGUGCAAUUUUUACACUCAAUUACUCAACGUUUUGCAUUUUUCCACAAGACUUUGUUUUUAUUGUAUUGCUGUUGAGGACUGUGCAGAACAUAGAUAUUUUUGGAUUAAUUGGAAUAUGAUGUGUUAAAAACUGACAGCCGAACGGUGGUGUCCAAUAUUUGAUACUAGAUGUAGCAUUUGUGGCUUAUGAAAAUAAAGAAUAUAUACAUUAUAUAAAUUGGUCAGUGUAUAUAGUAUUAUGAAUUUCAGUUACUAUCAUACUAUCACAUGUAACCAUUGCUACGUUGGGGGAAAAUAGGCAAACUGCUUGAACUAUGCAAAUGAUAAAAAAGAGACAAAUAAUACGCUAGCUUUCAGAAAACCUUGCAAUAAAGUGAAUGUAAACAAAUGUGUUCUCUAGAUGCUUCUGAAUUUACCACAAUAUUUUGUAUGAUAAAAACAUGUCUCACUGUCUGGAAUGAUGAUAUAUUUACUGCUGUUUAAUCCACUUGUUGAUGAUGAAUUUCACUGCCAAAAAUACUGAGACUACUGAGGUAAACUGUCCAGCCCGCUUGUUAACAAUAGGCUCCCUGAUGAUAUUCUGCAGACUUUGAUAUAUCAAAUUGUAUGUCUGAAUGAAUAAAGUACAAAAGCAAAGACA